Molecule: messenger RNA, 327 nt
Organism: Colletotrichum karsti
Lineage: Eukaryota; Fungi; Ascomycota; Sordariomycetes; Glomerellales; Glomerellaceae
Product: replication factor A protein 3
Exons: 3
Coding region: 1-327 (108 amino acids)
Biological process (GO): mismatch repair; double-strand break repair via homologous recombination; DNA replication
Cellular component (GO): nucleus; DNA replication factor A complex; site of double-strand break
Molecular function (GO): damaged DNA binding; single-stranded DNA binding
Source: RefSeq, a predicted model, not a curated record
AUGGCCGAAGCUACCUCUACCCCGCGCAUCAACGCGCAGUACCUCGACAACUACGUCGGCAGCAACGUCAUGCUCGUCGGCAAGGUCACCCAGCUCCGCGGAGACUCUGCCGUUCUCGACGCCGAUGGCAACGUCACCGCCAUCCUGAACCGCGACGUCCACCUCACUAACGGCAACGGUGCUCAAAUCAUCGGCAAGGUCAACCCCGACCUGUCCAUCAAAGUCCUCACGUCCAGAGACCUAGGACCUAACGUCGACUACCAGCUCGCCCGCGCCGUAGUCGACGCAACCCACCACCACAAGUCCCUCUUCAUCUGCGAGAAUUGA